Triticum dicoccoides is the source of this 2913-nucleotide messenger RNA. RefSeq lists its product as uncharacterized. The record is from RefSeq and is a predicted model, not a curated record. The transcript is spliced from 6 exons. The coding region runs from base 861 to 1904 and encodes 347 amino acids. NCBI's taxonomy places the organism in Eukaryota, Viridiplantae, Streptophyta, Magnoliopsida, Poales, Poaceae.
CUUGUUGGACCUUGCUUGGGCCCCCGGCGUCUUCUUCUUGUGCCUGUUGGGAGUAUCAUCGUCCCUGGCUUCCCUCAAAAUCUGCGAAAUCUCUACCCUAAUGAAGCAGUUGGUGGUCUUGCUUCUAGAUUUUUCUUAAUCCCAUCUUUCCUGGGUUUUUUGAUACCUCCUCCCAUCUCUGACUUAUCCACCACAAACCGAAAAAACCUUCUCCUGAGGCCCCAACCCGCACCCACCCACGUACAAAAAAUAGACCUACAAAGGUUAACCAACGAAAAAAGACCUACCAAGGUUAACCAGCCAAAAAAAACCUAAACCUAUCGCCCGCACGUACGAGCGACCUCUAUGCCCUCGAGCGAGGUCUCCCUUCGCCGCCGCCCUUCAUCCCUUCGCCGCCGCGCUUCACUCGCCGCCCUCCAUCCAUGAAUCGUACGCACGAACGAGCGAAGCCUGCGUGCCCUCGAGCGAGAGCCACCCUCGCACAUCAAGCCGCCGCCGAUCCAUCCCUUCGCCGCCGCCCUCGCCCAUCAAACCGCCGCCGAUCCAUCCCUUCGCCGCCGCCCUCGCCCAUCAAGCCGCCGUCGAUCCCUGGCUACUUCGAUGGGAGCCAUCGAUCUUCUUCAGGAGACGGCGCCGAUCCCGUUGAGGAGCCGCCGCCGACCACGUCCAGGAUCCGACACCGAUCCCCUUCAGGAGCCGACGCCGAUCCCCUGAGUCCGUGGCGCUGGCCAGGCUCCAGACUAAACCCGGGCAAACGCCGGGCCGGGCCGGGUUUCGGGCCGGGCUUGUAAAAGCCCGACCUUCAUUUCUCAAGCCCGAGCCGAAAUACUCCUUGUUUUCAAGCCCGAGCCCGGCCCGAAAUGAAGCCCGAAGCCCGAAAGCCCGGCACGAACGCUAUUUUUCAGUGUACGCACGUGCAAGCCCGGCCCGAAGCCCGAAAGCCCGGCCCGAAAUACAUGAAAAGUGAAGCCCGAGCCCGGCCCGAACUAUCUUUCGGGCUGCAAAACAAGGCCCGAACCCGGCCCGAAUGUGAAGCCGGCCCGGGUUUUUUGGGCCGGGCUCGGGCCGGGUCGUCGGGCCGGGCUGUCCAUGACCGGGUUUACUCCAGACCGAUGGACACGCCUGCUCGCCGCUCCUCGGGGCCAGCCCCUCCCGCCGCGCCGGAUCACGCAUCGGCUUGGGGACCCCUCAGGGAUGCCGCCCCACACCCAUCUGAUGCCAGCACCCCUCCCGCCAUGCUGCCCUUCUGCUCCGCCGCGCCCACCCCAUGCUCCCCCCUCUGCCCAGUGACCGCCGGCGCGUGGGCGCUGCGGAGGGUCGAGGCCGGCGCGCUCAGGUCCUUCCCCGCCGACCCGCUCGUCACGCAGGCGGUGCCCGACCGCUCGCUCUUCUCCGACUCCGCCAUCUUCUCCCCUACGCCGGCGCGCCCGACGACAUCGUGCCGGGGUUGCCUCGGCCGCCGAGCUGCCCGACCCUCUCUGGCGCGCCGGGGUCGACCCGCCGUUGAUGCCCGUCUCCGCCGUCGACCUGGCCGCGGACGCUGUGGUCGGUGCGGUCACCGACGAUGCCGCGCAGCAGGCCUGAUGGACGCGGAGAUGCCCACCACAUUCCCGGCCGACGCGACCGGCGUCGAGGAGUCCGUGGCCAGGUUCAUCGACAAGCUCAGCAAGCAGAUAUUCCAGGCGGAGGACGCUCUCACCGAAGGCUACGACAAGCUCAGGCUGUCGGCGUACGACGCUCUCGGGGCCUACAGGAAGGCGAUAAGGGGAGUCGCUGGUAGCCUCACGUCCUCGGUGGCAGCCACCAAGAAGCAGGCCGCUGGUGGGGUCCCGGACGUUUCCGGUGGAUUUCAGGAUAAGGUGGCCGGAGCUGGUGCCGUGGCGACUGAUGUUCAAUUGUUGUAGCAGAGGAUUCACUCACUGGGCAGUGCAACCACGUCGUCCCUCGUAUACUACUAUGGCUCGGCCAAGUCGUCGUUGCCACCAAAUGUUAAAGAUUUGCUGAACUCAUCCGAGGAGAAAGCUAACAUAGUAUUGCCACCAAUUGGAAGUGCCCUCCAACAGGUAUACAUUAUCAUAGAAGGCAUGAAAUUUUGGCUGAUUGGCUGCAUGUCGCUUCGGAUUUGGUGCAUGUGUGUGUGCGCGCGCGUGUGAUGUGCCGCUGACCGCUGUUGUGUGUGCUUGUGGCGAUGCUGCCUGUGAGUGUGAUUUUUGCCGCUAUCCUGCGUGAUUCUUGGUGCCUCGAGGAUGAGAGGAAGCCACCCAGAAAAUGGCCAGAAGGAAGCACCAUAUGUGCAGGUGUGCUCAUGUGUGUUAGAAAGUUCUUUGAUUGAAUCCUAAUUCAAACUUCUAACACACGCAAUACUUUUUGAGCAAUUAUAAGAUGAUGCAUACUCUGACAGUGCUUUGGCCACAUAAAAGGACAAGGACUCGGCGGAUGAUUCCUCCUUGACUUUCUACCAGCUGCGCCCUGACUGCGUUCACAGCGUCCCCACGCCGUGUUCAAGACCAAGUUCUAACCCACAUAUCCAAUCUCCCUCCAUGGAUCUCGCCUCUCAUUGACCAAGAGCAACAAUUCAACUCAAUUUGAGAUUUACAAAAGAGAUGGACCUAGAGCAAACAACCUGCGAGGCUUGGUUCGUGUCCAUCGACAACGUUGCUGCCGUAUGUCAAGUGUGCUACAUCUGGUCGCUCAAGGCCAAGGAGGUGAUGAAAGGCUUCUUGAUAAGUUUUUAGCUGUCUGAUUCAAAUCCAUAUAGCUUGCGAGAUGAUGGCAUAGUAUUAUCUGACAUUUUAUCUGUAUUUGAUUAAAUGUCUUUCCCUUUAAGAAAUAUAGUGCAAUGGAAUUGAAUUUUAGAAACAACCGUUGGUUACUAUUAUUUGUGAAUUCUAUUUAACGCUUCACGAUUUUUUC